AUGGCUCUCAGCAAGGCCACAGCCGUUGAUCCCUUUGACGCCCUGCCAUGCAAAAUGCCAUACAACUCGAAGCAACUUCUGUUCUACUUCCACCAUGCCAACGACAUGCUGUGCGACGUCAAAAAGGCCCGACUCGACGACUGUCUGGAACUCGCAGGCCUGGACACGUACGCUCUCCGUGGCGCCUUGCUCAUCGCUACUCUCCACUACACGUGGACGACGGGGGACACAGACACUUACCAGGCCGCCGCAACCUACCACAAGGUCGAAGGCAUCCGCACGCUCAACCGGCGUCUUGAGCAGUAUGGCACUGUUGACGGUGUCCACGACGUCAGGCUCAUAUGUACGUUAGCCAUGGCCGAGGCUUGUUUGGGCAACGUGGCGGCGGCGGAGACGCACAUCAACGGCCUCCUGGCUGCUUUCCAGAUGGACGAUCUGCACAGAGGGAAAUCCUCCAGCCUCGAGCACGACAUCACAGAAAGAUACGUCAUGCAAUCGGCGUUCUUCGUGACAAGCUUCCUGCAGAGAGUCAGGGACGGAGCCGCUGAGGCAGAAGCCAUGAAAUACGGCCGACCCAUGACGGAACAGACACCACCACCAGCCGUUUCCUCGUCCGAGAGUGUCGACCUCGCACUGAUCCGGCAGGGCCACAAGUCCGAGAGCGAAGGUCUCCGGCGGCGCCUCCAGACGUUCCGGAUGAUACCAUACUUCUUCGCGCCGCUGCCUCCGCACGUCACCCGCCUGGCUCGCAUCGAUGCUCGGCGGUGCGUCGACUCGCUUAGGUCCCUGACCCGAGAUGUGGAGGUGCUGCAUGCGACACCCGGUGCGUCGCGGACCGCGAUGCUGUGGGACAAAGGCACCUCAACGGAUAUGUGGUGUGCGCUUGUCGAGGCGCAUGUAUGGAAUCUAUCCGGGUCAGCCGAUGAUGCUGGGCGUGGCAGCACUUCGCCGUCUUCGCGACGACGACAAGAGCGGAGGAAGAAUAAGAAUGGAACAGCAGCUGGGGACAGCACUUCGACAUCGAGGGGCUCUUCCGUUGAGGAUACGACGCACAGCAACUCGCUGCUGCCGACGUGGCCGUCUCACUGGGUGCCCCUCACAGCUGCAGCGGGGGCCUACAUGUACGGCGUGCUCGAGAUUGCCCAGUGUGACGUCCGCAUAAUGCACAGAGUUGCUCUCAACAUUGCCGACAAUACGUACCUCGACGAGGACGUUGGGAGCCGCGACACCACGAGCAGCAGUCCUGGCAAUGCCUGCGUACGGACAAGUGCGGUCCCAGACAUUUUCACUACAGUGAUAGCAACAUCCGUGGACCGGACACUAAGUCCAGGAGAGAAGGAGACUGUCAAGACACCCCGCAGCAAUGGCACUGAUCGCUGUCCUUCUCAAAGCACAGAAGCGAAUGAUCUGCACCUCUGGACCGCGUUCAUGGGGAUCCUGGCCGUUCGCAGGGUCAAGUCGUGCACCACAGAACCUCUUGCUCCAAAGCUGGCGGUAGCAGCGAGGCCUCAGCUUGACAGUCUCGAGAUCAUGUUGGGGGACCGCAUUCGUGCCAUCUCGGAUAGAGAACAAGUCGUCUGUGAUGGCAUGGGCGUGGCUGGGUGCCACCCUUCCUCGGCGGGCUUGGCCGAGGAGACUUUCGCCGAAGGGAGUCAGACAGGUGUGGCUGCACCGGCCCUGGCUGCACCUACUGGACUUGCCUGUGCGACUGUCGGCGGAUCUGAUGAGUCCUACCAGCUGUGA
This is a messenger RNA of Microdochium trichocladiopsis, 1743 nucleotides long. RefSeq lists its product as uncharacterized. The record is from RefSeq and is a predicted model, not a curated record. The transcript is spliced from 6 exons. NCBI's taxonomy places the organism in Eukaryota, Fungi, Ascomycota, Sordariomycetes, Xylariales, Microdochiaceae. The coding region runs from base 1 to 1743 and encodes 580 amino acids.